AUUGCAAGUUUGUAUUGAAAAACAAAGAGGCAUAGUCAUGGCAGCCAAAAAGACAAAACUUGUCACGUUGAAAUUAUCACCCGAAAAACUCUCGGGCUUUCCAGAUUUAGCUGCACAUGUUCACAAGCCGAAGCCACGAAGCAAACCAACCAAAGCUCCACAGGCAAAGUUGAAACUGAAUCUGAGCAGUCCAGAAGUAGUAUCCAGAGAACAGUCAUUGAAGCCAGCAGGAUCACUGAGUGAUGUCCAGGACGGCAGCAAUAGUCCUGUCGCUACCGUGGGUAAUUUGUCAAACCUCAAUAAUAUUGGGAACAAUAACGCUAACAGUGGUACUGUUGGAACUGGUAGUGCUAGUGCUACGAGCAACAUAAAUGCUGGCUCAAAGUUGUCAUCCAACGUUCGUGUAGGUGUAAGUGGUUUGGUUAUGAAUACCAGUAUUGUGAGAGAAUUAGACAAAAGCGGACGGAGGACGAGCAAAUGGGCCAAGUUUGAUACCAUUCCUGGAACAGAAGGAAAUAAUAAUAGUAAUGAAAACACUGGGGAGCUGGCUAACAAAAGCAUUACAAAUGGCGCUGGCGUCAGCGAAACUCAGAAAGAUGCAACUACGAUUGAAACUGCCAAUAUUACAAUAGCCAACGCAGCUUCUAUAACUGCUAAGGCCAACUCUAUAAGUGUGUCAUCACACAAGAAAAUUCCCGAAGUUGGAGAGCUCGAUAAGAAUAACGGUGUGAUUAGCAUGCGAGACCUGAGGGGCUUCAAAGAACACGAACUGAUAGGCAAGGAAAACCAACUGAUAGAGGAGGCUAGAAAGAGAGGUCGCAAAGUAGUCAGAAGCUUCAACGGAUAUUUGAUGUUGUGGCCAAGUUGGCACAAAACGGAAGAGGGCAAUCUGGAGAAGAAACUAAACGGUACGAGUGACAGUAAGCAAGGGAAUCUGAAAAAGAAAGACACCAAAACCACAUCUUUGAAAAACAGUCCAACGAAAGUCAGUAAUGGGCUCGAGUCAGCAACACCUUCGGUAACUAAUCUAGAAGCGAUUGCAGAGAUUGCCACUGAUGCCAAUGCUGCCGACUCUGGACCGGCCACAGAUGCAAAAUCUUCCAUUCUGACUUCGUCCGCAGUCAAAAUGGAAAUAUAAAUUUCCUGUAUAGUAUAAAAAAGUUAAACAUCGAUUUGAAAAGAAAAACAAAUACAGUAAGUUUGGCGCUGAUAUGUAAAUGGAAAGAAUGCACAAAUUAAUCUUUUAUAAACCCGGAAUA
Pichia membranifaciens NRRL Y-2026 is the source of this 1259-nucleotide messenger RNA. RefSeq lists its product as hypothetical. The coding region runs from base 38 to 1138 and encodes 366 amino acids. NCBI's taxonomy places the organism in Eukaryota, Fungi, Ascomycota, Pichiomycetes, Pichiales, Pichiaceae. The transcript has a single exon. The record is from RefSeq and is a predicted model, not a curated record.